AUGCCUGCACACUCGGCGACGCGGGGAACCCAGAGGGCAUCUGGUCCCUGGGCCGGAUUUUUUAGCUCUUCUUUUGGGAGGGCACAUGCACAGGUAGCUAGCAUGGAAGGCGCAAAGGCGUCGAAAUCCAGCGCGUUGGUCUCUCAGACAUUGCUGGAUUUGCGGCAACGUAUUCUUGACGAGGUGAAGGGCAAUAAAAGUGCGAACAGUAAGUUGCGCCAGGCUCAUCGUCAGCGGGCGUGGGAAAUGGCGUUUGGUCACCCAGGCGGGGAUGAGGUGGAGGUAUCGACGAUAGAAAUUUCACUUCUUUGCCCUUAUUCUCGUAUGGCAUUGCGGUAUCCGGUACGAAGCAGAGAGUGCCAGCAUCUUCAGUGCUGCGAUUUGGAGUCGUGGAUUUCGCUGUUAGAGAAGUGCCGUUCCAUGCGAGACCCAAGGGCGCCGUGUCCUGUGUGUGAGAAGCGUGUGGCGGCCUCCACGCUGGAGAUGGAUUGCUGGCAAUUGCACGUUUUGUCACAGAUGCCUUCAGGGACACACAUGCUUAUUUUGGAUCCCGACGGAAGCUAUCGAAGCGGUGAUGCCUCACGCCAGCAAAAGAAGCAACAGGUGACAGAAAUCAUAGAAUCGACGCAGGCUCAAAAGGAGGAAGGCGAUGACAAUUUUUUAUUGAAUUCUUCCAACGGCUCCGCGUCCCCAACCCAAUGGAUAUCGGACAUUAGGAUCGCUCAUGUUAAACGGGAGCGGCAUUCGGAGGACGCCCCUGAUCCGCCUUCGCAGGGAUUCCCCAGUGCCUCCAGUGGUUUGACGCAAGACGAAGACGUUUUUGCGGUUCAUUACGUGGAGUCGGUGGGGACCACUCGGGUUUUGCCCAGCCAGGCUCGGUUGUGGGUGGCACACUGCCCUCGUUGCACCAGGACAUUGCUGAAGAGCGAGGGGGGCGAGGUGGAGUGCUGCACUGAAUGUGGUCUGGGGAGGGAGGACUGGACGCUCGUUCGGAGUUUUCCCGGCUCGUCACUCUCACUGGAGUUGACGCGCGAUGGCACGUUGAUUCUUCGCGGUGCCGAUGCUUUGGCACCGCAUUUGAUUCGCGCCGGAUUCUUCCGCGCCAUAUUUGCGGAUGAGGAAGAUGUCGCUUGUCCGCGCAAGGAUGCUGGCAUCUGGUACACCACAGCCACCCUCACACGCUACGAAUUGGAUUUUUUGGAGGCCUGUUGCCAGCGUCUGGCUUUCGGGGAAACGCUUGAGGGGAUGCCGUCAGUCCCCGCGCUAUUCCGUAUCCCACGUCGACGCCUCGCCCCAAGGGAGUCUGCGUUUAAACAGUUAAGUCACCCGAGUCUUAGCGGGUAA
Trypanosoma cruzi is the source of this 1344-nucleotide messenger RNA. RefSeq lists its product as uncharacterized. The transcript has a single exon. Gene Ontology annotation, biological process: protein sumoylation. Gene Ontology annotation, molecular function: zinc ion binding; SUMO ligase activity. The record is from RefSeq and is a predicted model, not a curated record. Lineage: Eukaryota; Euglenozoa; Kinetoplastea; Trypanosomatida; Trypanosomatidae. The coding region runs from base 1 to 1344 and encodes 447 amino acids.